UAAUUUGACAGCUGAAGUUUCUUUAUAGAUAAAAAUACGUCAAGAAACUGUGUCGUAUAAGUUGCAAUUAUAAUCAAGUAUUUAAUAGCGAAGUAAAUAAUGUCCGUAUAAUAACAGGUUAUAAAAAUAGAAAAAAAAAUGACAAAUUUGCAAGAAGUUCCAACAGACGAGCUGUUGUCAUUUCACGACUACCCAACUGUUCAUAGUGUUGGAAACAACACAACAAUACCGAUUUCAGAAUCGCAAAUUAAAGUAAAUGAUUUAAGUGGAAAUUUUCAACAGUCCCCAAACAAUCAAGGAGCUGGAAGUGCACCUAAUAUUGGGGACAAUGCAGAUCCUAGCACAACAAAAUCAUUUUGGACUCUAGAAUACUAUCAGAAAUUCUUUGAUGUAGACACAAGAGAUGUAGUCGAUAGAAUAUUCGCUUCCAUUACACCUAAAUGGGACAAUUCAUUGAAACACCAUCUGAGAACAAAGCCGGAUUUAUACGGCCCCUUCUGGAUAUCAGUUACCCUUAUAUUCACGAUAGCCAUCAGUGGUAAUAUCGCCAAUUAUCUCCACUAUGCCAAUACACAGUACCACUGGAAAUAUAAUUUUCACUUAGUAUCAUACGCUGCAACAACUAUUUGUUUGUACGUUACGUUAGUACCAUUUAUAUUGUGGGGCCUACUAAAAUGGAGUUCCCAGAUUAAUGACAUUGAAGGACUCGAGGAAAACGUAACCCCAGGAGCUUUGGAAUUAAUAUGCAUUUAUGGUUAUUCUUUAUUUAUUUAUAUCCCCGUUUCUGUUCUGUGGUCUAUACAAAUCAAUUUGUUGCAGUGGUUAUUGGUGUUAAUAGCAGCGUUUAUCUCAGGUUCGGUUCUGCUUUUAACUUUAAUGCCUGCUUUGAGGUUGUCAAGGCAUAAGCUGCUACUGAUGCUUGGUAUUAUAUCGUGUCAUUUAUUAUUAGCCAUAGGUUUCAUGUUGUACUUUUUCCAUGAUCCUAAUAACGUAAUUAGCACGGUUGCACCGCAUCUUGCCCCUAAAGAAGUAGUAGUCCCAAUUAAACCAACAAAUUCAUCUUAAACGUAUAAAUUUAUUUGUAUUAUAAUAUAACCAUGUUUUAGAAAUAUAUAAUAUACAAACUUA
Anoplophora glabripennis (Asian longhorned beetle) is the source of this 1128-nucleotide messenger RNA. RefSeq names its product protein YIPF1. Gene Ontology annotation, biological process: vesicle-mediated transport. Gene Ontology annotation, molecular function: small GTPase binding. Lineage: Eukaryota; Metazoa; Arthropoda; Insecta; Coleoptera; Cerambycidae. The coding region runs from base 139 to 1065 and encodes 308 amino acids. Gene Ontology annotation, cellular component: membrane; Golgi apparatus. The transcript has 2 exons. The record is from RefSeq and is a predicted model, not a curated record.